GCGCGUCAAAAUUGCCAACGCCAAAAUUGUGUGGCAAGUGAGCGUAGGCCUGUGGGUGAUAACUGCGAUUCUUAUUGAAGCUGACACCCUUCAGGGAAUGGGACCAACAGUUGCCAGUUACGUCGAGUAAAACAGUUAAUUCUCAGCAUGGCUGAGUAUCUCGCCUCGAUCUUUGGAACCGAGAAGGACAAAGUCAACUGCUCCUUCUACUUCAAGAUCGGUGCGUGCCGCCAUGGCGAACGCUGCUCCCGGAUGCACAACAAGCCCACCUUCAGCCAGACGAUCGUGCUGCAGAACCUGUACGUGAACCCGCAGAACUCGGCCAAGUCGGCCGACGGCAGCCACCUGGCCAACAUCUCGGACGAGGAGAUGCAGGAGCACUUUGACAAUUUCUUCGAGGACGUGUUUGUCGAGUGCGAGACCAAGUUCGGCGAGAUCGAAGAGAUGAAUGUCUGCGACAACCUGGGCGACCACCUCGUCGGCAACGUGUACAUCAAGUUCCGGCGCGAGGAAGACGCCGACAAGGCAGUGCUGGACCUGAACAACCGCUGGUUCGGCGGCCAGCCAGUGCACGCCGAGCUUAGUCCGGUCACCGACUUCCGCGAGGCCUGCUGCCGCCAGUACGAAGUCGGGGAGUGCACGCGCUCCGGGUUCUGCAACUUCAUGCACCUGAAGCCAAUCUCGCGCGAGCUGCGCAAGGAGCUGUACGGCCGGCGCGGCCCGGCCUAUGUGGGCGGCGGGCGGCGCCGCUCGCGCUCGCGGGACCGCGGCGGCGGCGGCGGCCGCGGUGGUGGCGGCGGCGGCCGCCGUCGGCGCUCGCGCUCCCGUGAGCGGCGCCGCUCACGCAGCCGU
Pollicipes pollicipes is the source of this 852-nucleotide messenger RNA. RefSeq names its product splicing factor U2AF 35 kDa subunit. The record is from RefSeq and is a predicted model, not a curated record. NCBI's taxonomy places the organism in Eukaryota, Metazoa, Arthropoda, Thecostraca, Pollicipedomorpha, Pollicipedidae. The transcript is spliced from 4 exons. Gene Ontology annotation, biological process: mRNA splicing, via spliceosome. The annotation marks the transcript as partial. Gene Ontology annotation, cellular component: U2AF complex. Gene Ontology annotation, molecular function: RNA binding; metal ion binding.